AUGGACUAUCAGAAUAGAGCUGGUUCCAAAAAGGGUACUGGUGGGAUAGCAUCUGAACAGUUAUCAAAUUUGCAAAGAAGGAAACAAGUUGAUGAGCUCUUAAGGCAAGGUGAGGAAGUAGGCUACACUUUUGAACAAGAUAAUGGCGAUGAAAAUUUGGAUGAUAAGCUGCAGAAGAAUCCAUACAUAUAUAAGAACCAUUCAGGUAAAUUGGUUUGCAAACUUUGUAAUACCAUGCAUAUGUCAUGGACCAGUGUAGAAAGACAUUUAAGUGGUAAGAAACAUGGUUUGAAUGUACUACGACGUGGUAGUUCUGGGACUAAAGGUAAUGAAAAUUAUAACAAUCUAGAACAAGAUCGAAUAAUGCAACAGUUUCAAGCUCAGGUUGAAGAAAGAAGGAAUAAUUUAAAAAAUUCUGGAAUUUGUCCAGAAUGCAAAGUUUGUAAGAUCAAAGAUGAGGAAAGUGGUCUUGUAGGACUAGCCGUAGAGGUAAACUAUCAAAUUAAGAAUGAUUUAUUGGAAAUCGAAGAAGAUACGAUCUAUCAACCAUUUAUACGGAUUGUAUCUGGGAUUGAACUAUCCCAUGAUUCAGAGAAGGACAAAAAAUAUUUAGUAAUUGCAUAUGAACCUUUUGAAAAUACUGGCAUUGAGAUACCAAAUAAAGAGGUGUUAAUGGAUUCUAAAUCAAAAGAAGUUAUAACGGUAGAGAAUUUUAACGAGAAGUGUUCAUAUUGGGACAAAGAUUCAAAAAAAUUGUAUGUUCAAUUUUUUUUUAAAGAACUAUAA
Messenger RNA from Vanderwaltozyma polyspora DSM 70294, 786 nucleotides. RefSeq names its product spliceosome assembly protein PRP11 (gene PRP11). The coding region runs from base 1 to 786 and encodes 261 amino acids. NCBI's taxonomy places the organism in Eukaryota, Fungi, Ascomycota, Saccharomycetes, Saccharomycetales, Saccharomycetaceae. Gene Ontology annotation, biological process: spliceosomal complex assembly. Gene Ontology annotation, molecular function: zinc ion binding; nucleic acid binding. The transcript has a single exon. Gene Ontology annotation, cellular component: U2-type prespliceosome; catalytic step 2 spliceosome; U2 snRNP. The record is from RefSeq and is a predicted model, not a curated record.